AUGUCACCCUCGAAGGGUGAACAUCUGAAGCUAAGCGCCGGCGAUUUGAUUGACAACCGCUUUGAGGUUUUGGAGGAGGUUGGAUGUGGAAACUUCUCCAAGGUGUAUUACUGCUUCGGUACGCCAAAGGCUGGUGGAGUCAGACGACAGCCGGUUGCGGUGAAAGUUGUUAAGAAGGAAUACAAGAACGAUGCGUAUUUUGAACAGGAAAUGUUGCAGAUACUAUCUCAGAAAAAGAAUGGUAGAGCUUCGGUAUGCCAGAUGUUAGAGUUUUUUGAGUGGAAGGGCUACCCAGUGUUUGUGAUGAAGAUAUAUGGCCCCUCGCUGCGAGAGCGACGCCUCGGCUACGCUAACGGUGUUGUAACACGGGAAAAGGUAGUGCAGGUUGCACACUCUCUUCUGGAGACAUGUCGGUUUAUACAUAUUGACUGCCGAAUGGUGCAUACUGAUUUAAAACCGGAAAAUAUCCUUCUCGAGAACAUAACAACCUCAAAGAGUAGUAUUGGUGAUAACUGGGUGGUGUGUGAUUUUGGAAGCUCAUCCCUCUGGCGAAUGGAUCAUCUCGAUUCAGACCUCAUCACAACCCGUCCAUAUCGUGCUCCAGAGGUUGUGCUUGGGAACCCGUGGUAUCAUCCUGCAGAUAUGUGGAGCGUUGGGUGUAUCAUCUUUGAAUUGGCAAUAGGUCGACGUCUGUUCGAUGUUCGUGAUGAUCUUACACAUCUGCAGCUCAUGGAAAGGUGCCUUGGUCCCCUUCCUGACUUGUUCAGGCGUAGGUCCAAGAAUUCACGAUCUUUCUUUGAUCAAAACGGAAAUUUCCUUCGUGAUUGCGACGACGUUAUUUUGGGGAGGAUGCGCAGCAGAACCUUGGCUGAGUUACUUCCCGGUGAUACCGAGUUGUGCGACCUCAUUGCAUCGAUGCUCGUGUAUGAUCCAGAGAGUCGUGCUACCGCAGAAGAGGCGCUGAAGCACCGUAUAUUCAAGCAACCCUUCAUCCUGUCAAACUCGACUGCCUCCAACAAGAGAUCUAAUACCCCGGCAAGGGGCGGCAACCCCAUUAAAAAGCUUGCCACGCCGCGUGCGACGUCGAGUAUUAGAGUAAAGGCUAUAGUUGGGUCCGGGAAUGCGAAGGAAGCCCAAAACGGACAGCCGGCGGUACGGAUUCCUGUAUGUGACAAAGUCACACCAACCUCUAGUCACAACAAGAGUAUCGAUGGUGACGGCGCAACCGAUACCAAAUGGAGUCGUCCUAUCGAAAACGUUAAUAGAAAUUUUUGUGAGCCGGCACACGCACCGGGGCUUCCAGCCUUGGAACAGCCUACUUCCACGCGACACCCAUCAUUGUCCACUGUGUGUGGUAAAUCCGUCACGGAUUCUAAACACAUCUCGCAGCAACCUAUGGAAGUAGAAACCGCUUACGAUCGCAAACCCUUUGAAACAUCCGUGGCGAUGUUGCAAUCAUCCAAGUCAAACACAUCAUCGGUAGUCAUCUCUUCUGUGCCGUCAUUUACCAAAGAGGGAGAGCGAAAAAAGGGACGAAACGGCCCCGUGGCCACGCUGAGAAGCGGCACGGACUGCGACCAGUCAUCGCCACAAAAUACCCUCGUGGAGCUGCUACCAACAACACCGAGUGCGGAGGCCGGGUCACAGCCGGGGAUGACUUCAUCUCCAGGACGACAAGCGGAUGUUUCAUGUGGCUCUAACCCUUCCCCCGUUAUCGCGCAUCCGACAAAGACGAUACCCACAAAGGAAAAGGAGUGCGUGCGGGAAAGCCAUAAGGAGCUGUCGAUUUCCCGCGACCUCGAGUGCGUUCCGCCCAGCAAACGCACAACAUACGGCAAAGAGACCGUUGGGGCUCUCCAUGAAUACCAACUGGGCACAGGAGCGGGGACGGACGUAAAUGCGGAGGCAUCACCAACGUCAACUGAAGGAGCUUUAACCACAUUUGGAAAAACUCCGACUGAUGCUGCCGAGGCAUACGAGCGCUUGGCAUCCUCGACCCCAUCCACCAUGAAGGGAAAGGAGAGCAGUAAACGGAAGCAAAGGGAACCCGUCAGCAUGCGCUCGCCUAGUAAACCUGGCCACGUGUCAGCCACUGUUUUUGACACCGGUCGAAUGGUGACGGAAGCUCCAUUUCCCCCCCAUUGUUCAACAGUAGUGGAGCCGCGUGGUGACUCUUCUACCAACAAGGGGGUUCCGGCACCUUUUUUACUCUCUGGGGAGGCGUAUUUCGUUGCCUUUCCUCAUGUUGGCGGCCCUGUUGUGCACACAAGUAAUGAAACCAUACUUCCCAACAUUGCGAAGGACCAGCGUCACCACCUUGCCCCGUUCACCCCGAGACAACAACAACAACGCCGAUAUGAGCCAAAGACGCUUCGUUCACCCCCUCCUGCAUCAGUCGGCCAACCAACUCUCCAAAGAAUUAACACGGUGUACGCUACCACAAGCGGUAACAAAAUGUUCCCCAAUGAAAUGUACGGCCGGGGUGAUGCGGGGCGGCCUUCCAACCGGCAGAGUAGCACACCGACGACGACUCAAGGAAGAAGUUCUACGGUUUCUGCUUCAGAGGUGGGUCGAAACUCUCGGCAGAACUCCACCAGUCUUUCCGAAAGUUGCAAAAACCUUUACCAGCUAUCUCGGUUACAGGCAGUGCCGGCCUUCAAAGCAAAGGACCAUCCAUCACCACCUCAGCAAGUGGCGUACGUGACGGGGAAGCGCCGGAUAGUAAAUUCCAAUAGUCAAGUGUCAGUGUCAGUGUCGGCUCAAGGAAGCACUGGGAGUUCAGCAAAGGCUCCACGCAAAUCAGUGGGAGCAAAAGAAAUGCCGGGUGAUACACAUGGCAAUAGGCAGAGCAUCACUGGAUCCCGUGAUGUAAGGCGUAGAGUGGUAUCGAGUUAUUCAACAGUUAAUGAGGGAAACAUACGUAGAAAGGGUACAAGCGCGCAGCAGGACAAUAUGGACGAGAGAGUGAACCUCAUCACGGGCAAUAUCGCUGACUUUAUUGGCAUUUCAUCCGCACGUGGCAAGACAAAACCAUCGAUGGAAGGGGGAUCCAAUUAUCACCCUGCGCAUAUUCCAUAUCCCCCAUCUUCUGAAGCGCAUGGAAAAAGAAAGUAA
Messenger RNA from Trypanosoma brucei brucei TREU927, 3114 nucleotides. RefSeq names its product protein kinase, putative. The record is from RefSeq and is a predicted model, not a curated record. The transcript has a single exon. NCBI's taxonomy places the organism in Eukaryota, Euglenozoa, Kinetoplastea, Trypanosomatida, Trypanosomatidae. Gene Ontology annotation, molecular function: protein kinase activity; ATP binding. Gene Ontology annotation, biological process: protein phosphorylation. The coding region runs from base 1 to 3114 and encodes 1037 amino acids.